Messenger RNA from Megalobrama amblycephala (Wuchang bream), 3760 nucleotides. RefSeq names its product galanin receptor 2b (gene galr2b). The coding region runs from base 485 to 1861 and encodes 458 amino acids. NCBI's taxonomy places the organism in Eukaryota, Metazoa, Chordata, Actinopteri, Cypriniformes, Xenocyprididae. Gene Ontology annotation, cellular component: membrane. Gene Ontology annotation, biological process: G protein-coupled receptor signaling pathway. The transcript has 4 exons. The record is from RefSeq and is a predicted model, not a curated record. Gene Ontology annotation, molecular function: G protein-coupled receptor activity.
UCUCUCUCUCUCUCUCUCUUGCAGUAAAGUGUGAGCCUUUACCACAAUGUGGAGGAGGAGCCUCCAUAUGUGAGGGGGAGUGAGGGCGGGAACGCAAGAGGCAUAGAGAAACGGAGAAGCGGAAUGAGAGGAGAUGAAGCUUGUUCAGGAGCUGUUACAUUCUGAAAGCAUCACUAGCUUUUCUGGAGACCGGAAGCUUCUCAAUAUUACAAUGACACUGAGUUGUGGAUAUACAGUCAUGGUUCAUCUCAUGAGCUGCCCGAUCGAUAUCUGAAGUGGAGAAAUCGAUGCUGGCUGUUUCUGAGCAACACCUAUUGGGACAUACUGUGGACUUACCACUGCUCUCAACCAGAUGGUGCCAUGCUCUUCAUAUCUCAACAAGACUGGUUCAUUGCCUUUGGAGAGGUCAUGAUAGCUUUCUGAAUUUGAUUUUAGUCUUGACUCUUUGUACUUGCACAAGCUUUUAUGAUCUUUUGUAAUCAAAAUGUACUUCAUGUUCAUCAAAAUGUAUGACUUCUUGAGUCUGAUCCUCCUGAUAUUUCCUCUCAGUGCUGGUCUAGCUAUAAAACUUCUCAUAAGAGAUUUUAAAUCUCAUCACAUUGUGAUUCAGUUUCCGGAAAGAUUUGUGAGAUUUGCAGGAAAGUGCCUAGAGUCUAAGCACAAACUACAUCAGUGUCUCAUAAUUUAUGACCUUUUGCAGGGCUCUGGAACUUACCGUCUUAAAAUGUCAGAUCACGAGGACCUGACUAAAGCCAUGGGCCACUGGAACUCCUCCGAGAGCUACCAGCUCAACCCGGCCAGUGUCAUUGUGUCUGUGGUCUUCUCGCUCAUCUUCCUCUUAGGGACCAUUGGGAACAGUCUGGUACUGGCUGUGCUCCUCAGAAGUGGACAGGUUGGGUACAACACAACCAAUCUGUUCAUCCUCAACCUCAGUGUAGCCGAUUUCUUCUUCAUCAUCUUCUGUGUGCCUUUCCAAGCAACCAUCUACUCUCUGGAGGGUUGGGUUUUCGGGUCCUUCAUGUGCAAGGUGGUUCACUUCUUCAUCAACCUCACCAUGUAUGCUAGCAGUUUCACUUUGGCAGCGGUGUCUGUGGACAGGUAUCUGGCCAUUCGUUAUCCCUUGCGCUCCAGAGAACUGAGAACGCCGUGCAAUGCCGUAGUCGCAAUGGUUGUCAUCUGGGGCCUGUCGCUUGUGUUCGCCGGGCCUUAUUUGAGUUACUACGAUCUCAUUGAUUUCGAGAACAGCAAUGUGUGCGUACCUGGGUGGGAGGAGCAUAACCGUAAGGUUCUGGACACAUGCACCUUCAUUUUCGGCUAUGUUAUUCCUGUGCUCAUCGUGAGCCUUUCCUACACACGCACCAUCAAGUACCUCUGGACAGCGGUCGACCCCCUCGAUGGGAUGUCGGAGUCGAAAAGAGCCAAGCGCAAGGUCACCAAGAUGAUCAUCAUAGUCACAGUGCUCUUUUGCAUCUGCUGGCUACCGUACCACGUGGUCAUUUUGUGCUACCUCUAUGGAGACUUUCCCUUCAAUCAGACCACGUAUGCCUUCAGACUGCUGUCCCACUGCAUGGCCUACGCCAACUCCUGCCUCAACCCUAUUGUUUACGCCCUGGUGUCCAAACACUUUCGCAAGGGCUUCAAGAAGGUUUUCAGCUGCAUCCUCAGCAAAAAGGGACGAAAUAAGGUGCAUGUGGUCCAUGUGGCCAACACUGUCCCUGGCUUCGAAGCGGGCUCCACUGAAGUGUCUCAAAUGAACGAAGAGAACGCCAGACAGAAUGAGAGCGAGAUGGUAAACCGCCCACUCGCAGAGCCGCAGGACGCCACUAUGACUAUAACAUUACCCUUCCAGAAUCAGCCAUGAAAAUAAAGCACACGGCUAAUGAUGCCUUACAGAAGCCUUAUUAAAAAACUCAAACAGAGCCGGAGGAUUUCAGCAGCUUUGAUCGACAUCACAAUGGUUUUGCAUUGACUGAAUGAUCACAGUGGAGACCACAGUUAUUUAAGAUUCAAAUAGCUGUGCAAAUUGAAAUCGUACAUUCAGUUUGGUUCUCGUACAAAUGCAUCUUUGUGUUUUGCUUCGUUGUGUUGGUGCCAAUGCUAAACAAUGUCUUAUUAACAACCUCCUCUAUUUUUUAAGCAGCAUCGUCUGUUUGUUUUCUAUUGAAGUGUUACCCUCUGAGCAUGUUUCAAUUUAAUGCUGUGAUGACUAUUCUCCUGUGAAAAUUUGUUACAAAUUAUUGUGCGUAACACUUUAAUAUCUGAAGAGCCCAGUGUUUUUAUGUGAGCAAAGCUGUGAUUUCCUACUGUGCUUGAAGCUUUGAAGAGGACUCUUUGAUUAUGCUCCUCAGCUUUGCUUAACAAGCUCUUUAAAAAAAAUAUGCUUGCGUUAAGUACUGUAUGUAUUUGCUUUUACCUCUAAUAUUCUCUGCUCUUUUAGAAAGCCUGGAAAUUGUUUGAUUGUUGAGUUUUAUAUCAAUAACUAUAUUACAUAUUAUAAUACAAAAGCCCUAAAAAACAGGGUUAUAAAGAAAAUCUCAGAAUACAGGCAACAGUAAGAUGUAUGAUUCUUGUGCUGCAUUAAAGUAAUAUUCUGGAUUCAGUAAAACAAGUUAAGCUCAUCCGACAGCAUUAAUUGUAUAAUGUUGCUACAAAAUUUAAUUGUAAACGGUGCCUCCUUCUCUUUAAAAAUGCUAAUAAUGGGGAUAUAAAAUGUUAAAGGGGUCAUGACAUGGAUUUCUUACAUUUUUUUAAUGUGUUCCUUGAGGUUCACUUAUAAUAUUAAAAGUGAUUCUUUUCAACCUUCAUUUUGACCCUCUGUCUGAAAUUAUCUGUUUUUGAGGAGUGGCUCCUUUAAAACUUGUCAGUAUAUGGCCUCUGUUAUGAAUGGCUAACGUUGUAAUUGCAUAGGAAACAGUAUCAACAGCCAUCAUCAUUUACCUAUAAUUUGUGAUGUAGCUGCUGUCAGAUCCAAUAUAGCUGACUGCUUCAUCUGUCAACAAGUUUCUUUGCGAACUCUCCAUUAAACUGUGCCUCAUUUACAAAACAAAAUGCUCCGAACAAACAUAUAAUGCUCUGUAGUGUCAGAAACUGAUUGCGCAUCUGUAUACUGUAUCCAGUGUAGACAGCUUCAGUCAUUAUAAUCGGUAUACUAUUUGCUUUUGACACUGCAUCCUGUGUAGGCAAAUGUCAGCUGUUAAGUGACUGAAUGCCAGUGGGUGGGGCCUCUGGUGAGAUGAUGUAAAACUAUUCGUUAAUUUCUUGCUCUGGAGGCGGUCAUAUGCAAAUUCUUUGUCCGUGUGAAGUCACAGAUCCCGCAAUAUCAAAACGAGCUGUUUUUGGAGCCUGAAACGAGGAUGUUUUAAGCUAUGAAACUUGAAGGAUGUUUUAAUGGUUCAAAGACCUCUUAUAUGUCAACAUUUCAUGACAUGAUCCCUUUAAAAUAAUCACUGAUUCUGUGCAGACAUUUAUCCAAUUUUACAACAUUGUUGCCACGACCUUAAAAAUUAUGAAAACAUCUUUACAACUUUAACACAAAAAUGUUAAUGGAAUAAAGUUAUAAACUAUAUUAUUUUGUGGUAAUCGACAUUAUGCCACAAAUGUUGUCGACUGAGCUUAACUUGUACAGAUCCUGAAAUAUUUCCUUAUCUGUCUUCAGUUCAUUAAUUACGUAUAAUGUACUGUAGCUACAUAACAAGUGUUAUGUUGGAAGUUUUGAAUUUGAUGUUGACUGUGAAUUUCAAUAAAAAGUGCAUUAGUAUUC